AGAUUAAAAAUACGUCUCCUGGUUAUGAAACAGGUCGAGACACUGAGGAAUUCUGCUAACUCCUCUGAUUCCUCAAUUAGUCCAAUCCUGAAGGGGAGGCGGAGGUGAGAGAGGAAGGAUCGACGGCAGGAAGAGAUUGUUAAUCAGUGGGUCUUGCAGACAGACCUGAUUCCGUUGUUCUGCGACCAGAGGAAGGCGAGUAGCAACCAAAAAUACUUUCCAUUCAACAGAUGCUGCGCUGGAUCUAAUCAAAGUUUUAUCUGAUCGCAGUUCACGGUGGAUGCAAGCGCACUGCUGGAACGCGCACGUUUCUAUUGGCUCUCGGCUGCGUCGCUCACAGAAAUGACGAUUUUGCUGCUAUACCCAGCUGAUGCUGAGGCUACGAACGCGGAGCCUCCGAAAAACUGUUGAUGGUACACUGACCCUUCCGUCAUCGACGUUAUGUCUGCGGAUCCAGGUCUUAUCUGCCCCCAGAGCCGGAGUGGGGAGGACAUUUGAUCGUGUCACGACGCGCAGGCCGUGGUUCGUUUUUCUCGCCCCUGUCGCUCCAAAGGAUGUUUCUUCACCUCCCCACAUAAUCGCUUUCCCAGGGAAUGAUGCUCACUGCUUCCUCCACACACAGCCGACACAUCGCAUAUGCAGGUUCCCCCAUGUGGAGUUUUGGAUAAAGGCACAGGAGCAACACAAGGAUAUGGAGUAAAAGGACAUUUAGAAGAACUCCAGUCAGAUAUUUUAAUACAAGAAAACUGACAUUUAGAGGACGUUAAAUAGUGUGUGCCGUGGGAAAAGCAGGGCUGUGAAAAGAGGAGUAAAGAUGGCUUGUUGUCAGAGGCCUGCCAUGUUUCUCCGUGAGUCUGCAGCUGACCCGAUCGGCUGCUGGUCCAAGCAGGAGUGUCCCUAUUAAAGUCUAAGCAGCGUAUUUCACCUGGUGGAGGAGACCCGCUCUCUGUGAUGUGAUGAAUAAGUUUGAAGUCCUUGGCAUUGUGGGAGAAGGUGCAUAUGGAGUGGUGCUUAAGUGCAGACAUAAGGAAACAAAUGAGCUGGUGGCCAUCAAGAAGUUCAAAGACAGUGAAGAAAAUGAGGAGGUUAAGGAGACGACCCUUCGAGAGCUGAAGAUGCUCCGGACCCUGAAGCAGGACAACAUCGUCGAGCUCAAAGAGGCUUUUCGCAGGAGGGGGAAGCUCUACCUCGUCUUUGAAUAUGUUGAGAGGAACAUGCUUGAACUGCUAGAGGAAUUUCCCAAUGGUGCGCCGCCGGAAAAAGUUCGCAGCUACAUUUUCCAGCUCAUCAAAGCCAUCAACUGGUGUCACAAAAAUGAAAUUGUUCACAGAGAUAUCAAACCAGAAAAUCUUCUUAUCAGUUCAGAUGAUGUUCUUAAACUAUGUGACUUUGGGUUUGCUCGUAACCUGUCUGAAGGAACAGAUGCCAACUACACCGAGUAUGUGGCCACCAGGUGGUACCGCUCACCUGAGCUGCUGCUGGGGGCUCCCUAUGGAAAGGCUGUGGACAUGUGGUCGGUGGGGUGUAUUCUGGGGGAGCUGAGUGACGGACAGCCUUUGUUUCCAGGGGAAAGCGAGAUUGAUCAGCUCUUCACCAUCCAGAAAGUUCUGGGUCCUCUUCCUGCUGAACAGAUGAAACUCUUUUACAACAACCCGCGAUUUCAUGGAAUCAGGUUUCCCACAGUUACCCAUCCUCAGACUUUGGAGAGACGGUACCAGGGAAUUAUGAGUGGUUUGAUGUUGGAUUUGAUGAAGAGCAUGUUGCUGCUGAACCCUACCGAGCGUUUUCUAACCGAGCAGUGUUUGAACCAUCCUGCUUUCCAGCCUUUCAGGCAGGCGGAGAGAGAAAAAUCUUCUCCCGCUUCUCCAAACCCACCACGCUCGUCCAAGAGAAAAACACACCACCACGGAGAAAAUACAGUCCCUACAAGGAGUCACACCAAGAGCUCAAGUCGUCGAUCAACCAGUAAGGAAUGUUCCAGCCUCCCUCGCCAUGGAGACCUGCAUCACCUCAGCAAUGAGAGUUUCCUGAAUGGCAACAAACCGGCUCCAUCUAGUUUAAGUCCUACACUCCACCCGAAAGUCCAGUACAUGUCCCAGACCCUAAAUCGUUCAGCCUCGUCCAACAAAGAUCUGGCUAACAACAACCUGCCACACCUUCUCAGUCCCAAAGAGGCAAAAAACAAGACAGAGUUUGAUUUCAACUUGGGGCCCUCAACAAAGCUGUCAGAUCAGGGACAUGGGGCAAAGUACACGCACAGCAAACCAAGCUCGUCUCGCUCUCAGCAGCAGCAACAGCAGCAACAACAGCAACAGCAGCAGCAACAGCAGGCCAGCCGGCACACCUUUCUAGAAAAUAAAACCAACACAUUACAGUCUGGAGCAGAAAAACAACAUGGCCGCCAUGCCCACAGCAUGGCAGACUCUGCACAUGGAUCCAUGUCGUCCUCUUCUAAAAGUUCAGCUUCUUAUCUAAGCCUGUCCAAGAGUCACGGGGCUCUUAGCGACGCCAAAUCUGUGGGGAACCUAAGCGAUGGUCGACUUCACCCAGACGACCCAAAUGCAAAUGCAACAGCCGUUGUAGGACCCAGUGCCCGUUUCUUCCCUGCCAGCUGUUUGGACCUCAACGCCCCGUCGGGUCUUCCAGGACCCCCCGGCAGUCCCUCGACUCGACACAGUGACCGAUCAGGACACAGCCCCGCUUCCCGUAGCAGCGUAAAUGUACGUAUGGAGAGCAGCACGUUGGAUUCCUCAUCGAGACACAAGUCCAGACACAAAUCGUUGGCUCCAGACGCUGGUGCUCCAGAGCUCCUAGACCCAGGAGGACCGGCGAUGCCCAACACUCACACCCUGCCUUCCCCCCACGAGUCUUAUCACUACGGCCUUGGCUACACGUCCCCCUUUUCCUCCCAGCAACGGCCUCAGCGCCACUCCAUGUACGUGAGACGGGAACGUCACCGACCACAUGGGUCUGAGGGGGUCAUGGCGGGCCUGCCGCCGCCUGGGCAGGUCAUACCGACUCGGGCCAGCAGCCUCCAACUCCUCUCCCCACAGCUGCAACACCGUACCAACCUGACUGGACAUUCAGUGAGCUCGUCGAGAGAGGACUGCACCGACGACAUGACGAGGAGUGAACAGCCCCCUAAAGACAUGAGCCACCCUUGUGCCCCCAUCAAAGACUCUACGAGGGACAACUCCGCUGCUUUUCAUACACAGCGCUCUAAAAAUGAGGUUGGUAUGUAUCAUGACCCUCACGGUGAGGAUGCAGGUUCCUCCAAGGAAAACCGGAUGAUCUUCACUGAGUCCAUGCCUCGGAGAGUCGGCAGCUUCUACAGAGUCCCUUCCCCCAGACCGGAUAACUCCUCUUCUUUCCACGAAGGUGUUGGUCAGGGAAGAGGGCCUGGUGUACCCGUUGUGGCCGGUGAUCCAGGCGGCAUGGCGAACCACUCCAAACGCCAGACGGCUUUUGAUUGGACUGCUGCAGAAGCAAUGGUCAUGAAUCCUCCAGAGCCCACCAAAGAGAAGCAAAAACAAGGCUUCUUCAAAGCCAUUAAAAAGAAAAAGAAGAAGACACAAAUAACGGACAUGGAGGACGGAAGGAAUCCGAGCAUCAAGAAAAGCCUUUUCCCCCUUUUUAGCUCUAAGAAUAGCUUAAAGCACAACUCAGCUGGAAAAAUCCUACCUGUAGUUGCCUCGCCUAUGGUACAGCAUCAGCCUGCGGCACCCUACCCUGCCUCACCAGUUACUGGGAAUGGACAGGAACACCUUUCCCUUCAGAGGAGCUCCAAGUCGUCCUCCCACCACAGCAGCCGACGGAAAAACCGCGAGCGAUCCCGGGACAGAGACCACGACCGGGAACAGAGCAGGGACAGAGAGCGCGAGAGAGAAAACAAGAGGGAGAGAGAGAGGGAGAGGGGGAGGGAAAGAGAGAGAGUCACUGAUUGGCCACCAGAAAAGCCAGUGGACUCCCACUCUCAGAGCCAACCUCUGAAGUCUCUACGUCGACUCCUUCAUCUCUCGCCUUCCCCCUCAAACCAAGGGCAGCCUCCUCCUCCACCUCCUCCGGACCUGCGCUUCCACGCCCCCCUCCCCAACCCGCCUCAGUCCUCCUCCAAAGUCGGCUACCCAGAGGGUCGAGGGCACACGGAGAGCAGGGGCCACUCGGGGAUGAGCAGCUCAGGCCAGGCGAAGAACCGCAAGGCCAGCUACACCUUACCGGGACAGAUCGAAUCCAGCUGGCACGUGUCGGCUUUACAGCGGGUGGAAGGCGCUCAGUUUACUCCAGAACAGCUGGGCAUCAAACCGGGUCAGAACGGACCUACUUUUACCCGAGCAUCCCGCACCAGGAUGCCAAAUCUCAACGAUCUGAAGGAGACAGCCCUGUAACAUCCCCCGACCUCUCUGACCUGUCUCCGUCCUUUGAGUCUGGCCACAUACAUGAUGGUACGCUGGCAAAAGUUCAAAGAAAUAUAGUUAUCUGUUGAUUCUCGUGUCUCUGAAAUCUACAAAGACCAGAUGCAAACAGGCCAGACAUCAGCAAGGUGGGACUUAACUUAAGACAAGGAGGUCGCAGUAUCUUCUCUGGAUGUCGGCACCACAUCAGCUUAUUCUGCUCACAUCAGAGCAAGCAGAUCUUUGCUGUCAAGGAGACGCUGCCUGUGUGGCCUCUCUGCCACCAUCUUCUGCUUACAGAGCGCUGCUGCAACGGUUGAGAAGCCGCUGUCGCAUCGGUGGCCAAUAAACUUAAAGGUUUUUCAAGCACUGAUAUUUGAUAACAAAAAAGAGAGAAAGAUUUAUAUCAAUAUUAUUUAUUAAAUAUUUAUUUGUUUUAAAUUAAAGGAUAUAAGCUAUAAAUGACACAGUAUGUAGGUUAUAUGGGAAUAAUAUAAAAAAAUGUAGAAUUAAAUGUGUAAUUGCAAGAGCUUUAGUUUCGACACAGAGAAAUGAAUAGAUAUUUAUGUGUUUAUAAUAAUGUCAACAGGAGUAUUUAAUAAUGGUGAAUGUCUUUUUAUGUUGAAUAUGAUGAUGUUAACAUAUCUUAUGUUAUCCUAUUUUUAUCCGUUUUUAUUUCAUCAAACUGUAAACAAAAGGAAAAAGAAAAACUACUGAAAGUGAAAAAUCUCUGACAUUAGAUGUAGUACAGAUACGACCAUCACCUUCAUGACAUUAGUUGUGAAGUUGUGUGAUAAUUCGGGACAUUUGUAGACAUUGUAGAUCAACCAGAGGGUGACGGCUCAACGUUGUGCGUUAAGUUCACUGGAAAUAAAAAGAUCAAAAGUGCACACACCCUUGGCAGGAAGAAAAUGCCGCGUUUUUGUGGUAUAAAAAUUGACCAUAAUAAGUUGUUUCAAACUAUUUCCACCUUCAAUUUGAUAUUUCUUACAGUUCAAUCAAAAAGCAAACAAUAAAAACCUGCUUAUGGGAGUGUGUGUUCAGUUGGAUUCAUACUUAGCUAAGGCACCUUUUUUAUUGAGUUUCAGCAUUUCAUCUGGUGUGAGUAUAUAACUACAGCACAUCUUACCAAGGUCAUAUUUGCUAAAUUAAAAUGGCAAGGGCUAUAAAUGUAACUAAUUCCAGGAUUUCCCCCGGAAAACGUGCAAAGCCCAGAGCUCAGGAUGCCAGGGACACUAGGGCCUAUAAAGUCUUUAAACAAAAGGCAUUGAUUAAAAAAACUAAAAUAAAUAAACAAUGCUAAGCCUGGUGGGGGCACAAGUGAAGCCUGGUGGCCCGCCAGGCUUAUAAUGCACUGUGGGAAACCCUGAAUUCAAAAUUUCAGAGUUCUUGUUUUUUUGUAGUUUUUAGCAAACACUUAAACAUUUUAGGUCUGAACUAGCUGGUAUUUGGAACUGGAAGCAAAGCUGGAAAUGAAAUCAUGAGUUAGAGAUUGAAUAAAGUAAGCCCACAGCAUGAUGCUGCCAACAAUAUGCUUCACUGUGGGUGUGGUGUCAUUUUAGUGAUAUGCAGCUGCAUUGUUCUUGUGUUGAACAUGACAAGAGUUUGCUGAGAAAUAGACUAAAGAGAGUAAAGCUGAGAAUGCUGAAACUGAAUAAGAAAGUGGUUCUAAAAAAGUUGAUUUUGCCGAUUAUGACAGAUUUUUCUUUUUCUUUUCUUUUUCUCUCUUUAACUUAUUGAAUUGUAUAUAUCACAUUGAAGGUGGAAUACUAUUUUUUUACGGUUAUUUAUGGUCUGAAUUUUUUUACAUCACCAACUCAUGUCCUACUUCUGGUGACACUGUUUUUUAAAUUUACCCCAAUUUUCUCUCUUUUAUCAAACAACAAACAGCUCUCCAGCUUCAUGCUGCCAUCUUGGGUGUGUCUACAACCUUCCCAUGAGGCAACAGGUGUCUUUGCUCAUUUUAACCUCUGGAACUGAGACAUAUAACAUACAACUCUGAAGAUUGUUUCAAAAAGGCAUACCUCACUUACAGCCGUUAAGAUCUUACAGGAUAAGUCUGGGUGUACUUUUAUACUGUCAUUCUUGAAAGCCCAAACUUUGUAACCCUGGCAUUGUCCAAACACAGGCUUCAAGUUGUUCAGUUUAUAAAUGAAUGUUAGCAGAAAAGAAAUAUAUAUAUAUAUAUAUAUAUAUAUAUAUAUAUAUAUAUAUAUAUUCUGUCAAUUUGUACAAGUUAAUCAAUUUCAAAACUCUUCAUUUUAGUGAUGGGUUAGGUGUCUAAAGUAGUUGCAUCUUCACAGAUGAAGAACUUCAAAAAGAAAGCUUCAAAUAUUUUACUAUAACAAAAAUGUUGAUCUAUUCUAACUUUUUAAAUGCCAAAUGAAGCAAACGAUACAAUCUUUGUAACUUUGCUUAGUUUUAGGACUGGAUUUUACUGUCGAAACUGGCUAUAAAAAAAUGAUCCCAGACUUAUUCUGUAAUCUAUGUUUACAUCUUCUGUGUGCGUUUUAAAGCUUGUGCCAUCAUCUUUUUGUAAAUGCCUCUUUUGUAAACAAUUUUAAACAUCUGAAAUUUUAUUUCCCUGUUUGCAUUACUUUUAACAUCAGCAGUCAUGAUCAGGGAUGAAUUUACUCAAAACUCGAUUAUUUAAAAUAACUUUUAAAACGAUCAGCUUAUCUUGUGACAUGUGGGUGGUUAAAAAAAAAGAUAACACUUUGAGGCCUAUGUGAAGUUAUAAUGCAAUUUCUCCUCUAAUCUCCAACAGUGUUCCUCGUUCCUUCCUCCUUUAAAAAUAUUGGAAUCAUUACACAUUUUAUUCAAAGAUGAACAUAAAGAUCACGUCUACCAGAAUGCAGCUUUAAUUUAAUGGAGAACCAAUUGACAACAUGGGCUGAUUGAAAGCAAUAACAUCCAGAAAUAAUCUCAAAGUAAUAUGGGUUGGUCACAUUUAAAAAUUAAAUUGAAGCAAAGACGACUUCCUGCAGUAUAUUGUGAAGCAGGGAAGUGAAGAUAGUUCCAUCAUUCUGCAAUAUUUUCCCAGUGCUACUGUAUCUCACCCUGAGCUUGGCUCAUAUCAAACACAGUGAAAAUGUCCCAUAAAGCUGUGCAAUUGUGCAAACACUUAGUGCUAAUGAUUGUAAAUGACUGCUGAUGUGGGUUUGUUUAUGUCCUUUGUGGACAGAGGGGUGACAAAGCUUGCCUUGCCAGUGACCCAAAGCCUUACAGUUAGCUCACUGACUCAACAGUUCUUGGUACAAAAGGCUCCAGUCACUCAAACACGGGAAGAUGACGUUCUGUUCCCAAAUAUGAAUGUGUUUCCUAAAACAUCUUCUAUUUUAUUUUCUGUUUUUCCAUUAGCUAUUUUCCACCUCUGACAGGGUGUAAAUACAAAUAGCAGAGUGUAUCUAUGCUGACCAUUCUAAUUAAAAUAUGAUAGGGUCUCAUAAUAAAUACCGACUGUAAAUUU
This is a messenger RNA of Xiphophorus couchianus (Monterrey platyfish), 7860 nucleotides long. RefSeq names its product cyclin dependent kinase like 5 (gene cdkl5). Gene Ontology annotation, biological process: positive regulation of axon extension; protein phosphorylation; regulation of dendrite development. The transcript has 21 exons. The record is from RefSeq and is a predicted model, not a curated record. Gene Ontology annotation, molecular function: ATP binding; protein kinase activity. Lineage: Eukaryota; Metazoa; Chordata; Actinopteri; Cyprinodontiformes; Poeciliidae. Gene Ontology annotation, cellular component: nucleus; dendrite cytoplasm. The coding region runs from base 957 to 4385 and encodes 1142 amino acids.